Molecule: messenger RNA, 3349 nt
Organism: Asterias rubens (European starfish)
Lineage: Eukaryota; Metazoa; Echinodermata; Asteroidea; Forcipulatida; Asteriidae
Exons: 11
Coding region: 222-3152 (976 amino acids)
Biological process (GO): DNA damage response; positive regulation of protein phosphorylation; cell population proliferation
Cellular component (GO): nucleus
Source: RefSeq, a predicted model, not a curated record
UGAAUCAGACGGUCGUUGACGAAGAUUACACCUUAUCGCGUAUUCCUUCUGUCUGGUGUCUAGGCUUCUUCAAUCGCACACCUCCAUGGUCGCACACCUCAAUCGCACCUCCAUGGUCACACACAUGUUCAUCACACAUCAAACAUCACACACAUAAUUCAACAGUUUAGUGCGUGCUGACUGACUGCAGGCUGACCGGCAACAAAGGUCUGACAUUGUUGAUGAUGGAGGAGUCGCCCAGUGUUCAAUCACAAUGUGGGAACUUGGAAGCCUUAGCAUUACUGGGAGAUGUUCUAAGUGUUCUUACAGAGCCUUCCAACAAAGUUAUUGAUGACACAUGUAUAGAGAAACUUCUAUCAUGGUUGGCCAAAGUUGCUUCCAAGUCAGUAACGUUAAAGAAACUCUUCAAUGAGAGGACAGAUGUCAUUGGAUUCCUACAGAAGAUAUCCACACACACAGAUCCAUCUACUGGUAACCAGUUAUGUGAUGCUCCGGGAUUGACCUUUGCCCUGAGACUGGCAGCCAUUUUGCUGAAUUCCUUACAUCUCCAACUUGGGACUGAAUCAGGAACAUCAAGUGACGAGGCUGGUGUCGAAGGUUGUGAUGUUAAGAUGGAAGGCCAUACAUGGAAACAUUAUGUUGAUGUAAUCAGUGAUUUAACAGAGCAGCUCCUUGUUGGGGCACAGCAACUAUCAUAUUGGGAACAAGGCUCCGUAAGAAUGGCUUACUUUGUUGCAGCAAAAGCAUUGAUUCACCAUAGAUGCCCAUCAAAUGUUUGCCAAGAAGCAGAUAUUCUAAGCACUGCGUUCACAGCCUUGGAAGACAACUCUAUGUUUGUUGUUACCGCAUCUCAGCAAUUCCUCGCUGCUUUAAUAGCAACCUCGCACACUUGUGUGAAAAGAGAAUCCACUGGGGACAGUUUAACCUCGUCAGUCUUAAUUCCUCCUAGGACUUCAAGAGAGGAUGCCUUCACAAACACAUCCUUGAAAGGAAUCGAUAAACUAUGCACUGAAGAAACCUCAGUAACUAAGAACAGUGCCCCGCUCGUGUCUGACUGCCAAGUGAAACGAUCUCUAUGUACUUCGGAUUCAUUCUCAGUAAAAAGAAGCAAAGGAAACCACAAAGAAGAAUCACCCAACCAGAGGAGAAACUGUGAUUGCAAAAUCUACCUGAAAACACUUCUACAAAAACUGACCGAAAUGCUGCAAAUGGUGAAAUCAAUGGUACUGAAUGCAGUUGAUCGUCGCAGACAUAGCAAACUGUGGAGUGUGUGUGUAGGAGUAGUCAGAUCACUGAUUGAAGCUUUCCCUGAGAAGGGGCAAUGGAUCUUGUCUGACAUGUCUAUUGUGUCUGAAAUAUCAGAACUAUUGAACUCCCAAUGUCACAUUCAGCCUAGCAUGUGCCACUCUGUUGUUGACUUUGUAUCUACGGCUGUGUAUACCGUUAUUCUGAAUAGUGACACUGACGUGGACAACUCUUCAUUAAGACUCAUGAUUAAUUUCCCAUGGCAACUACUGAAUAUUCAUGAGUUCAACGCGGCAAUACAGCUGGCGUCAGUGUUGCAUCGUGCCUUACUUCAUCCCAAAGUGAAUGGGAAUGUUAGGUUUGAGAGACUGCGAGGUGAGACAUGUACAUCUCUGAUGGACCUUGUGAUGCUACCUCUUCACUGUGUACUCAAUCAUAGCGUACCCUCAGACUCCAAGCUCAGCGCUGGUAGAGACGCCUUGCUCAAGGAAAUGUUCUCGAGUAAAUGUCAAUGUGUGACGAUAUUGACUCAUUCAUUAUGUGCUUUGGACAACAUGCUGGUACAGUGUCAGGGUCAAGUUAUGAGUAAACCAAGCAGCUUUAUUGAUGAUGGGAUCUCCAUUCUGAGCGUGACCCUAGGUCAAGAAUCACAGCAGGUUACCAUCGACUCACUCAAAGGUCAUCUACGUGGAUCUCUAAAGGUCACUAAGGUCAUCUUAGCUGUCCUGAUGAAUACAAUGGAUUCUCAAAAUGAAAGUGAGUUGAAGUUGACUGAAGUUUCGUUGAUGAGGUUGAUUCUUGAGUUGACGACCAUCUUGAAUAAUCCAGACUCUGACUGUACUGUUAUCUGCAAGUGCCUAGACAGUCUUGCUUCCCUGCUUUCAAUCCACGCAUUGAUAUUGAAAGAUAAGACAGAUUGUAUGACGCUGAUUGGUGAUUUGAUGAUCAAGAAGUCGUGGGAUCCACAAUGGGAAGUCCGAGAUUCAGUCAUUGGCUUCCUCAAAACAGUGUUGAAGACUCAUGCAGAUUCGCUGUCAGCUUGGUUAAAGUUGCAUCAUUUACAUCUACGUAUGUAUGAGUGUAUUCACGAUGGAGACAGUUUUGUCCGAGCCUCAGCGUUGGCAGUCAUGGUAGAUGUAUCCAAGAAGAAAGAGUUGUGGCAAGAUUUACUCACACAGACUGGAAAGUCAGAGUUUGCAUUAGUUGGAGGCUUGGUAACUAUCCUACUUGAAGAUAGCCAGGGAUUUGCUCGGCGUGCCACUAUCUGUACCUUGACUGCGUGGCUGGAGGUGUUUCCCUGGCUUCAAACUGGUCUCAAUCUGGACAUCAAGUCUAGCUGUGAUGCUAAUGGUCUAGAACAGACAUCAGCAGCAGCAUCACGGAUACGUCAAGGUGUUUCGUCAGCCAUGUUGGAUCUGGACUGGGAAGUCAAACUCGGAGCUCUACAUUUCUGGGAAACUUUAAUCAAUCUGUACAUUUCUAGAUCCUUAGAUGCACGUCAGAACAAAACAGAUGAUGAGAAAGGUGAUGUGAUCAGUGAAUCCUGUACGCCAUUUAUUAAGUUAAGACAAUUACUGAUGCAAGAAAAGUUGAUAAUGAAACUAGGUAAAGUAUUAGAGGAUGAGGAUAGAACUGUGGCAUUAAAAGCAUGUCAGAUGCUACUCAGUCUCCAAGACAUUAUUCAGUCGCAUCCAUUGAUAAAAAAUAACACUUCGUCUGAGGAGUCUUGUUUGGAAGAGUUCAGAAGAGAUAGUUUGAAGGAACUUGAGAAGUUGUCCUUGGAUGAACUACUGGAAGUAAAGAUGAAGGUGGUGGAUGGAUAUGAAGAGCAUCCUGUGUCGUUACUUGAAGACAUUGUUGCUGUUACACAACAAAAAGAUGCUAAUAUAUUAUUGGACUGUUACUAGAGGGUGAUUGUCUCUCCUCCUUACGACUGCUGUUAGGCUUCAUGUAUGUCAUAGUUGGUAGUAAUCUAUCAACUAAGCUAGAAUUCUUCAAUUUUAUCACCUUGAAUUUAUCAGGAGCCCGAUUGUUACAGCGAUUUAAAGGCAGUGGACACUACUGGUAAUUACUCAAAAUAAUUAUUAGCACAAAACCUUACUUG